Dermatophagoides farinae (American house dust mite) is the source of this 2701-nucleotide messenger RNA. Its product is annotated as sodium-dependent nutrient amino acid transporter 1-like. NCBI's taxonomy places the organism in Eukaryota, Metazoa, Arthropoda, Arachnida, Sarcoptiformes, Pyroglyphidae. The record is from RefSeq and is a predicted model, not a curated record. Gene Ontology annotation, molecular function: amino acid:sodium symporter activity; L-amino acid transmembrane transporter activity. Gene Ontology annotation, biological process: amino acid import across plasma membrane; nitrogen compound transport; sodium ion transmembrane transport. Gene Ontology annotation, cellular component: plasma membrane.
AAACAAAAAUUUCAUAUCCUGCGGUUGAUAAAAAUGUUAUGUUGUUUUUUUUCUGUUUGGUCGUCAUGACGUUAUGAUUAUAAUCACGAACAUUACGAUAUUAGCAAGCUUAUAGCCGAAUCUGACAAAUAAUGAUAUUUGAGCACGUUUUUCUUUUUCCUUUUUCGUCUUCUUUUCGAUUCACCACCGAUGACAUAUACAUAAUAAAUGAUAAAUGAAUCUGAAUAUCUGAAUGAGCAGCAACAGGAUUUAAAAGAAGAUUUUAAUUAUUCAAAAUAAAAAAAUUAUUCAUGUUCAAGGCAAUUUUCAUUUAUAUUCAAUAUCCCAUUCAUCGAUUGAUUAAUCUGGCCACCAUAUUGAUUAAUGUGGAUUGAAUAUAUGGAUCUCUUCACUUUCAUUGAAUUUUAUCGCAUAUAAAAUAAAAAGAUUUUAAAAUUCAUUAAAAAUCUUGUUUUUAUUUCAUCUUAAUUUGUCAUUCUAGCCACAAUUUAACAAAGAGAAAAGAAAUGACGAAUCUAUCAGAUGGAAACGAUAUUGAAAAACAGCAGAAAAACAAAACAUCAUCAAAAUCGAAUGAACAUCGUGGUCAAUGGUCUACUGGCAUUGAAUUUCUUUUGUCAUGCAUUUCAAUGUCAGUUGGUUUAGGCAAUGUUUGGCGUUUUCCUUAUGUGGCUUACGAAAAUGGUGGUGGGGCAUUUCUUAUUCCAUAUUUUAUCCUACUAUGUUUGAUUGGUCGUCCGAUCUACUAUUUGGAAUUAAUACUCGGCCAAUUUAGUGGUCGAGGACCAAUCAAAGUUUGGAAAUGUGUUCCAGCUAUCAAAGGAUUGGGUUUUGCUCAACUUUUAUCAACAUCUUAUAUUGCCAUAUUCUACAACUAUCUGAUGGCUAUAUCCAUUUAUUAUUUUAUUGCUUCAUUCUCAUCAAAACUUCCAUGGACCGAUUGCGAUCAAUCUCAAACGCUUAAUGUUAGCUGCCCGGAAUAUUAUUACGAACGAAUUGUAUUGAAUAAAUCCAAUGGUCUUUGGGAUCUAAAUUCCAUAAGCAUCGAAUUGAUUGGAUGUUUAUUUGCAUCCUGGGCUCUUGUCUAUCUGAGUAUCGUUAAAGGAAUAACAUCAUUAGGAAAAGUUGCUUAUUUUACCGCCAUUUUUCCAUAUGUAGUUUUAAUAACAUUAUUAGCUGUUUCAAUGACUCAAGAUGGCGCUAUCGAUGGUAUCCUUUAUUUUUUACGGCCGGAUUUUGGUAAACUUUUGGAUCCAAUCGUUUGGUAUCGUGCAGUCGAACAAUCCUUUUUUUCCUUAGCCGUUUGUUUUGGAUCUUUGGUAAUGUAUUCAAGUUAUAAUAAUUUCAAUAAUAAUGUAAACAAAGAUGCUAUCAUUAUAAGUGUAUUGGAUACAUUCACUAGCUUAUUGGCUGGAUGCGUAAUAUUUUCUGUAUUGGGAACAAUGGCAAAUGAAAAAGGUGUCGAAAUCAAGGACGUUGUAUCAAGUGGUACUGGUUUAGCAUUUAUAGCCUACCCUGAAGGAUUAAGUAAAAUAAAAUUUCUUCCACAAUUAUGGUCGAUAUUAUUCUUUUUCAUGUUGUUCACAUUGGGCAUCGGAAGCUCGGUGGCCAUGAUUGAAACAAUAUUGACUUGUAUCAAAGAUGAAUUCGAAUCAUUACAUAAACAUAAAGCUAAAUUAGCAUUGGCAUUUUGUGUUUUAUUCAUGUUACUAGGAAUACCAUUGACUACAGAUGCUGGAUCAUACAUUAUGUUACUAUUGGACAAUUAUGGUGUUGGUACAGCUGCAUUUCUUUAUGGUAUCAUUCAAAUGGUGGCCAUUGCUUACAUUUAUGGAUUACGUAAUUUGCUUGAUGAUAUACAUUUCAUGCUAAAACAAAAGCCUUCAUUAUAUUGGAAACUGACAUGGGGAUUUAUUACUCCAUCCGUAUUGGCUAUCAUAUUCAUCUAUGGUAAUGUCCUCAUAUUGAUGGAUGAACGAGUCAAACCGGGCAUACCAAAUUGGGGAAAUCAUAUUGGCUAUGUACUAGCCGGAACAGCACUCAUUCAGAUUCCAUUCUGGAUGUUGAUGACAAUAAGUAAACAAAAAGGUUCUACGCUUUUCGAGAAAAUACAAUUGGCAUUCAGACCGACCAAUGAUUGGGGACCAAUCGAUGAGAAAAAUUUCAAUGAAUGGUCACAUUUCAAAGUGGAUAAUACAUUCAAUAAGGUGUUCAAUAAAAAUAGUAUGGAUACAAUCAGUUUUUCGGAUCAUCAUCAUUAUAAUCCCCACAUAGAUCCGAUACUGAGUGUAGCCAAUUUAAAAAUGGAUGGAUCUGAUAAUUUUGGUUUUUCAUCAGAUGAAAUUAGUGCCAAAUUUUCAACAAAAUGUUCGUAUAAUGUGACAAAUAACAAAGAAUUAAAUUGCACAUCUGCGGCACAUCAAACUAGUCAUAUAAAUAAUCCUGAUCGCCAUCGACAACAAACAAAAAAAUCUAACAUUCCCCGAUUACUUUCAAGCAGAAAAAUUAACAGUCCAGAGUGAAUUGGUAUCUGGAAACACAACCGAAAUUCAAUUUCAAACCUCCUGAUAAAAUCGAACAAGAAUUUAAAAAUUCCUGUUAAAAAUAUCGACAGCCAGGUUCAUUUUUUUUGCUAAUGAAUUUUUAAUUUUAUUUAAUUUAAUCAAUAUUUUUAUUCAAUAAGAUCAAGCUUCCUUUCUAA